Drosophila santomea is the source of this 516-nucleotide messenger RNA. RefSeq lists its product as uncharacterized. The coding region runs from base 146 to 388 and encodes 80 amino acids. The record is from RefSeq and is a predicted model, not a curated record. Gene Ontology annotation, biological process: 2-oxoglutarate metabolic process. NCBI's taxonomy places the organism in Eukaryota, Metazoa, Arthropoda, Insecta, Diptera, Drosophilidae. The transcript is spliced from 2 exons.
UUCAAUAACGAUAGUCAGCCGUUGCACGGCGAAUGGCAUACAAUUUCAACGAUGUGGCAGCCCGUGUAAGAGUUUAUAGUCAGCUGUUAUUCACGUAACUUUUACUCUUUCCUUCGAUUUUGGUUGAAAUCUAAUUGCUGUUGAGAUGGUUCGACCAACACUAGUGGCGCUGGCCAAGCGGGUACCGCUUAUACACUUCCGCAAGGGUGGAGCGGGAGUGCCUGGCGCCCAGACAGCAAACCAGCAGGCAAGUUCCCAGCCAGCAGGAGGCAAAAAGUUGGCUGGUGGACCGGCAAUCGAGGACUACGAGCUGCCGGCACGGUUUGCCCGCAAGCCAAUCGAUCCCGUAGAGGCGGCGUACAUCAACAACGGGGGUAUUCCAAACUGAAGGGUCCCCAAAGACUGCUGCUCAUAAAAUGUAACACAAGUUAAUGUCACAGCUGUUUUAGACGUUUCGGAUUAUCCCACAUGUUUAGCGUAAAUUAUUCAAGUUCGAAUUAAAUUGAUUCAAAUGAA